CUCAGCACUUGAACACCCCGCGAUUGCGCCGCCAAGGGCUAGAGUCACUACGGAUCCUCUCAGCCUCGCAACACCGCCAUAGAACCUCACGCGCCAGAUCGACCUGGCAAGAUGGCGUCGCUUACCAAGGAGGAGAGGCUCGCCCUCAUCAAUGAGAACCUCGAGGAGGCUCUAAACAUGGAAAUCAUUGAGGAGAUACUUGCGCAGGGCCGCGACCCCAAAAUCUACUGGGGAAGUGCCACUACGGGACGACCGCACGUCGGUUACUUCGUGCCCGCCCUCAAGUUGGCCCAGUUCCUCGCCGCGGGCUGUGAGCUUACGAUACUCCUCGCCGACAUCCACGGCUUUCUCGACAACCUCAAGGCCCCCAUCGAGAUCGUCGAGUACCGCGCCGAGUACUACAAGUUCGUCAUCCAGGCGAUGCUGCGGGCAGUCGGGGUCCCGACCGAGAAGCUGCGCUUCGUCCUGGGCAGCUCGUACCAGAAGAGCGCCCCCUUCAUCAUGGACGUCUACAAACUGGCUUCGCUCACAUCGGAGCACGAUGCGCGCAGGGCUGGUGCUGAGGUAGUCAAGCAGUCCAACAACGCGCCCCUGAGCGGUCUUCUCUACCCUCUUCUUCAGGCCCUGGACGAGGAGUACCUGGGAGCCGACGCGCAAUUCGGCGGCACCGACCAGCGCAAGAUCUUCACCCUGGCCAAGGAAGUCCUUCCCAAGAUUGGCUACAAGCCCCGCGCCCAUAUGAUGAACCCCAUGAUUCCGGGCCUGCAAGGCACGAAGAUGAGCUCCAGUGACCCAGACAGCAAAAUCGACCUGCUGGACUCUGCCGAGGCCGUGACCAAGAAGCUCCGCAAGGCCGAAGCUGUGCCCAAAGUGCCCGAGGGCAAUGGUAUCCUGGCGUUUGUUGAGUUUGUGUUGCUCCCGGCAUCGAAACUCAAACUUGGACACCCAGAAUUCCGAGUCGAGAGGGAGCGUGAUGGCUUAGAGCCGCUUGUCUACGACAACAUUGAGAAGAUUAGGCAAGACUACAGGGAGGAUGUGCUCUCUCCACAACUGUUGAAACCUGCAGUUACCAAGGGACUGCUUGAGCUCAUGGCGCCGAUUCAGGCCGAGUUCCAAGCCUCCAAAGAGUGGCAGGAGGUCACUGAGAAGGCCUACCCGCCACCGGAAGUGAAGAAGAAGGAGAAGAAGGUCAAGAACAAGGGAACACGGCACCCGGGAGCUGGAGGAACCGCAACCUUACCCGAGAGGCCCAAGGAGGCAGCGGCAGAGUAAGCAGCGAGAGACGGUCAAUAGAGAAAUGGACUAACAAAAUAAGAUAAUGGAUGAGAGAAAUGAUGGAAGCCUUCGAGACGACGAUUGUAAAUCAAACAAGGUGUAGGCGCCUAGCUAGGCAUCUGAACAGGAACCUCGAGUGUCGGAAUGGGAAAGAGAUGUUGGCAGCAACUGAAAGGGGAUAGACAAUGGCCAAAAGUUGGCCGUGGUAAAUGUG
Messenger RNA from Gaeumannomyces tritici R3-111a-1, 1489 nucleotides. Its product is annotated as tyrosyl-tRNA synthetase. Gene Ontology annotation, molecular function: tyrosine-tRNA ligase activity; ATP binding. The coding region runs from base 112 to 1272 and encodes 386 amino acids. Gene Ontology annotation, biological process: tyrosyl-tRNA aminoacylation. NCBI's taxonomy places the organism in Eukaryota, Fungi, Ascomycota, Sordariomycetes, Magnaporthales, Magnaporthaceae. The record is from RefSeq and is a predicted model, not a curated record. The transcript is spliced from 6 exons.